Apus apus (common swift) is the source of this 1274-nucleotide messenger RNA. RefSeq lists its product as uncharacterized. The coding region runs from base 43 to 981 and encodes 312 amino acids. The transcript is spliced from 2 exons. The record is from RefSeq and is a predicted model, not a curated record. Lineage: Eukaryota; Metazoa; Chordata; Aves; Apodiformes; Apodidae.
UAAUGGAAAAGGCAACGAUCCAGUAGCAGAGGUGAAACAGAAAUGGUGGGAUUUCAAAAGGAGGGAUUCUUAAAGAGCAGCACAUCUCAGGGGAGGGAUCAGCUGCCAGUCCAAGUGGCAGAUGUCACUGGGGAACAAGAUGGGGAGGUUCCUGGAUCCUCGGGGCAAGCCGGUCGUCACCGAGGGAGCUCGCCGUCCACGCCGGCCGAAGAACAGGAAUCUUCAGUGCCUGCCUCUGAUGAAGACUCACCAGCCAGGACCACAGAGAGCUGGCAGUGGCCGUUGUCCUCGUCUGAAACUCACAGCAACGUUGGGGAGGAUUUUGAGGGAUUUCAAACGCCAGCCCGGACUCCGGAGUGUGCCAUGGACAUACAGUCUCCUGGGGAUCAGUCACUCAGUAGGACUCCUCAGUUUGAAAGUGACUCUCCUGAGGAGGAGGGAAAUGAUGAAAUGAAUGAAGAGCACCGCGGUGUUGAGCCUGUCCCUAGGGAUCGGGGUUGGAGAGGGCAGCCCCAGCUAACAGAGGGAGAGAAGCUGUUGAUGGAAACCAACAGUAGGAUUGUGCAGCUGCUGGAAAAUAUCAAGAGGGAGCAUGCACAGUCCAUGGGUCUCAUGUCGCAGUCCAUGGGCCGUAUGGAGCUGCAGCUGGGCAUUGUGGCUACCUCCACAAGAGCCAUCCAUAACUACCUGUCAGAGAUUUUAGCUUUCCUCAAGCAGCCAAGGACGCAGGUCCUUGAAACGCGCAUCUCCCAAAGAGCCACCCCUCAUGUCGAGUUAACCUGUGCCUCGACAUGGACCGGUGAGGACGCAGUGGCAUCCUCCACUGUGUGCUUACCAGGGGCCGAAGGGACGAGCGACUCUCGAGAACCGCCGCAGGCCACGCUGCCUUGUCGCAGUGGCCGGCUGCAGAGAGCCAUAACCGAGAGGGCCUCGCUGCCCAUGCCUCCACGCCAGGCAAAAGGGGGAGGGAAGAAAAAAUAACCACACCAUAGGAUUUUUAGGGUUUUUUUUAAUGUGCCUGUCCUUUUAAUUCUUAGCCAUAAGGCCAUCGGUGGCAGAAUCCAACCAUUUCCUACAUUGGCUGACAUUGUAUUCUGGCUGACUAGAUUAGUCUUAACAUUUUGUAGUUUAUAUUUGCACUGUUAACGAUGUGUGCUGCUGGUAUUUGAAGAACAUUUGCCUCUGUUCUUUCACUUUAACUUCAUACGAGCAUUUUUUUACUCUGUGCCAGGCAUUCAUUGCUUUUCUUACAAAUACAAGUCAUUUCUUGAGGC